Tyto alba (common barn owl) is the source of this 940-nucleotide messenger RNA. RefSeq names its product endosome associated trafficking regulator 1 (gene ENTR1). Gene Ontology annotation, biological process: regulation of cytokinesis; positive regulation of cilium assembly; positive regulation of protein localization to cilium. The coding region runs from base 28 to 867 and encodes 279 amino acids. Gene Ontology annotation, cellular component: midbody; early endosome; centrosome. Lineage: Eukaryota; Metazoa; Chordata; Aves; Strigiformes; Tytonidae. The transcript has 7 exons. The record is from RefSeq and is a predicted model, not a curated record.
CCGGUUGCCGCCGGGAGUGGGGCGGACAUGGCGGCGGGGGGGUUGCCGGCGCCGAGUCCGGCGGAGCCCAACCCCUUCUCGUUCCGCGAGUUCGUCCGCAGCAAGGCCCGGAGCGGCGAGGAGGCGGGCGGCAGCCGCCAGGCGGCCCGGCCCGGCCCGAGCCUCGGCCCCGUUUUGUUCCCGGAUCCGGUGCCUCCCGGAGAGGCGGAGGACGAUGAGGAAUGGAGCGGCAGCUACCAGCCCUCGGCGGUGGAGGAGGCCCAUCUCGCCGCCGCGGGCCCCGCCUCGCCCUCCGCCGGCUCCUGCGAGGGCCCGAGCGUGGCCGCCUUCGGAGCCCCCCCGGGGCCGGGCUUUCACUCCCUGCGGCAGCCCAGCUACGAGGAGCUAAAAGAAGAGAAUGCCAGUUUGCGAAGCAAGAUCAAUAAGCUUCAGAUUUUCUCUGAAACUCAAGCAGACAAGAUGAGGAAGCUUGAAAAAAAGCUUGAGGAAAACAAAAUUAAAGAAGAAAAGGAAACGCAGGAUUUGGAAGCAAUGGUGCAGCACGUGGAACAAAAUCUCCAGCUGAUGACUAAACGGGCUGUCAAAGCAGAAAACAGUGCUACGAAACUGAAACAGGAAAAUGCGUUACUUCAGGUUCAGCUGAAGAAUUACAAGAUGGAGAAUGAAGCCUUGAGGUCGGGCCAGUCGGCAAGUCUGUCCGUGGUAAAGCAAAACGCUGACCUUGCCUUACAGAACCUGCUCACGGUCAUAACAAACUCCCGGUCUUCAAUCAAGCAGCUGCUCUCCGGAGCAGAAUCCCUGCAGCUCGUCGCCGAUCUCCUUAAAUCAAUAGACAGAAUUUCUGAAACGUCAGAAGAUGGACAGUAAAACAACAAAACGGACUCAAACGGAGAACUUUGCUUUCGUGCUGAAAUCGUUACUUAAAAGUUAAUUUCUGGUA